AUGAACACUUUCAUCAACAACAACAACAAGUUCAACAAGAAGAAAGUGGUGUUCAUAAUGGGAGCAACAGGAACGGGAAAAUCUCGUCUCUCUGUUGACCUUGCCACCCAUUUUCGAGGAGAAAUAAUCAACUCGGACAAAAUGCAAGUCUAUAAGGGACUUGAAAUCGUGACCAACAAGAUCACACACGCUGAUAAACAAGGUGUACGACACUAUUUGCUAGCUCAAUGUGUUCCAAUUAUUGUUGGAGGGUCAAAUUCGUAUAUUGAAAAACUUGUGGAAGACCCUGUAUUCAUGUUCAAACAUAAGUAUGACGGUUGCUUUAUUUGGAUUGAUGUAGAGCAAUCAGUCUUGAACCGUAGAGUUGACACGAGGGUUGAUGAAAUGGUCAAUGCAG
This is a messenger RNA of Solanum verrucosum, 397 nucleotides long. Its product is annotated as adenylate isopentenyltransferase 3, chloroplastic-like. Gene Ontology annotation, cellular component: mitochondrion. The annotation marks the transcript as partial. Lineage: Eukaryota; Viridiplantae; Streptophyta; Magnoliopsida; Solanales; Solanaceae. Gene Ontology annotation, molecular function: tRNA dimethylallyltransferase activity. Gene Ontology annotation, biological process: cytokinin biosynthetic process; tRNA modification. The transcript is spliced from 2 exons. The record is from RefSeq and is a predicted model, not a curated record.